Molecule: messenger RNA, 1197 nt
Organism: Rotaria sordida
Lineage: Eukaryota; Metazoa; Rotifera; Eurotatoria; Philodinida; Philodinidae
Source: the annotation of a GenBank genome assembly
AUGGAAGAAACAAUUGAUAAAAAUAUAAUUGUUAAUAAUGCAAUAUUAUCUUCUCAUACAUCGAAUAUCAUACAAAAAUUAGAAGAAUUUUCUCGUCAAUGCAAAAUUUGUGGCGCUUCUGCUUUACAUUCAAAUUAUGGUGUCAUUUCAUGUUCACCAUGUAAAAUGUUUUUUAAACGAAAUGCUAUAACAGGACAAAAACACUUUAAAUGUCUUUAUUCUGGUCAAUGUGAUGUUAAUAUUAAUAAUCGUCGUAUAUGUUCGUCUUGUCGACUUACUAAAUGUUUUCAAAAUGGAAUGCAAUCUGAUUUAUUUCGAUCUUCUUUAACGAAAAAAAUUAUAUCAAAACGAAAACAAAAUAAAAUGUCGAAAUCUAUGAUAGAAUCUUCGAAUAUUUUACAGAAGAUACAAGAACAAAAACAACUACAACGUCUACCAACAUUGAACCUUUUACAAUCAGAUAAUUCAACAUUACAUACUAAUCAAUGGACACUUUUAUCUAAUUUAUUUUAUAAUUAUGAUGAAAGUAAACUUCUUUUAAUUGGUCAACAAUUGAUGAACGAAAAUAAUCUUGAAAAAUCUAUGAUAUCUAUCAAUUCAAGACUUUCAAAACAAUUUUUCAUGACAACUUAUGAAACAUCAGGAGCCUAUCUCAAUUCUAAUGGUGAUCUUCGUAGAUUAUCAUCCGAUAAUCGUAAUGCUUUUCUUCGUACUGCUGCUGAAAAUAUUAAUUGUCUAGGUACAAUAUUUAGUUGGAAUCGAUCUCAAGUUUACAAGUGUAAAAAUUUUGUAAAUACUUGUAGAGAUCUUUAUGGACAAUCUUCCGUAGAUAUGAUUGAACAUAUAUUAAAAUAUAUGGAUUCCGAUAUUGCAAUCGUUAAACUUGCAUUAUCAUUAUUUACUUUCUCCAAUAAUAUUACAAUAUUUUCUUCAAUAGCAAUGAUAAAUCCAAUAAAUACACUUGAGAUCUUUCAUAUUCAAAAUACUUAUUCAGAAGUCAUAUGGAAAUAUCUCCUAUAUAAAUAUGGAUUUUAUGAAUCUGUUCAACGAUUUAUGACUCUUAUUCAAUGUCUUUUGACUGCAACAGAUGGUUUAUAUAAUGCACAAUAUAUGGAAAAACAUGAGAAUGAUAUUGAAUUACUUGUUGAAAAUCUUGAACUUGAACUUCUCUUAGAUGAUAUUGAACACAUCAAUUAA